AAAGAAAUAUUUUGUUUUGUUCAAGUCCGUCAACGGCUAGAUUUCGUAGCUGACAUCUCUGGCUCGCAUCUGGCCGUACAUCAGGUAUCGGUGGAGGGGUCCAUUUUUAUUGCUGCAACUGGUGAUUUCACUGUUCUCUCCGGCCUUCACCUCUGUAAGACCCUUCUUCUCCUCUACCGGUUGAAUGAGACACAGGAUGUAAAACCCUAAUUUUUAUCGAUUCAAAUUCUUGUCUAUCUCAUAUCUCUCGAACCCUGGUUAUUACUGCGCCCCCAUGUCCUCUAUUUGCUUCUCUCUCUACACGAUGAUUAUCCCUUGAAAUCACUCUCUUCUCUCUCCCUUGAAAUCAUUAACUUUGUUGGCAUUAUCCAUUGAAAUCUCGCUCUAACACCUCUCUCUCCUCUCUCUCUCUCUCUCAUCCCUCCACCUUGUUGACCUUUUCUGUAGAAGCACAGGAAAGGGCUUUGGGUUUGUGUGUAAACCGCAGGACAUAUCCUUUAGAUUGAGUGCUAGGGCUUCUUUGUUGGUUUGUUCCUACCCAAUCAAACCUAUCUCUCUUCUAUCUCCAAACUAUAUUUAUUCCUUGAGCCUCUCUCUCACACACACUAAGCCACUCUCUCUCUCCAUUUUUUUUUUCUCUCUACAAAUCACGAUUAUCUAUAAAUCACGAUUAUCCAUGGAGAUAUUUCUCCUUUUGUCUUGAAACCCUCGCAUUUGGUUACAUUUCGAGUCAAAAACUAGAUUAGGGCUUCCUUGUUUCUGUGUAAACCCUGGGGCACGUCCUCUACAGUAAGUUCUAGGGCUCAUUUGCUAGUUUCCAUAAUGGCGGUUUCUGCUCAAGCUAGUUCCAGUAUGGAGCAGACACUGUUCAAGAAGAAUUUGCAAGAGUUGGCACAACGAUUGGGUACUUCAUUCCCGGUGUUCCAAACUCGUAAUGAGGGCUUCGCGCAUGCGCCGCAGUUCCGUUCAACAGUUAUAAUAGAUGGAGCAACAUUCUGUUCAUCUCACACUUUUCCCCAUCGAAAGGCCGCAGAACAAGAUGUUUCUAAGAUAGCUCUGGAAGGAUUAUACCAGAAGUUAUACAAUGAGGCUUUGCUUCUCAUUAGCGAGGAUCCCACAUUCUGCAAGCAAAUCCUAAAUGAAUAUGCUGUCAAGAUGCACAAGGCCCUGCCAACAUAUCAAACCGCUCAGUGUGACAGUUCCACAUUGCCAGUGUUUUUUUCUUCAGUUACAUUUGAUGAUGUCAAAUAUAAUGGGGGUGCUGGAAAGAACAAGAAAGAGGCAGAGCAAUUUGCAGCCCGAGAGGCCCUUCAAUCGAUUCUGCGAAAGGCUGGCGACUCUACUGUGAGGAAUCCGUUGCCAGAGAUCAUAAAAUCAAAGAUCAAGCUUUAUGCAACCUUCGAUAAGGCCAAGAGAGUUGAAGCACCCAUUGCCCUUUUUCUGCCCGAAGCUCAAAGAACUACCCCUCAGCCUUUGAGCAAUGUUUCUACUCAUGAACCAGUUACUAUUAACUCUCUCUGUAGAGCUGGGGAAAGCGGAGGCCCUCCUGUUCUUUCAGGGAAGGCUCCUAUUUGUGGAACUUCUAGCAAAGAAACGCAAGCUGCUACUACUUCAAGCCCCCCAGUUGUAAUAAAACGAGAACCGGGCAAAUCAUCUGAAAAAGAAAUAAACGAAACCGACUCUGGAGAUGCUGGUAAAGUGAUUGACAAUAUUAAAGUGAAGGAAGAGGUCGUGGAUGAGGUCUGCAUUAUUAGCUCAGAUUCUAAUUUGGGUGAUAGUGAGAAAGCGAAGAAGAGGGUGGGCGAAACGAGUGCUGGAGCGAGGGAACAAUCAAAGAAGAAGAAGAAGAAGGAGUGAGUGUGUGUGUGUGUGUGAGAGAGAGAGAGAGAGAGAGAGAGAGAGAGAG
Amborella trichopoda is the source of this 1906-nucleotide messenger RNA. Its product is annotated as double-stranded RNA-binding protein 2. The record is from RefSeq and is a predicted model, not a curated record. Lineage: Eukaryota; Viridiplantae; Streptophyta; Magnoliopsida; Amborellales; Amborellaceae.